AAUGGAAAUAUCUAACUGAUUUCGUUUCAGCCCUAACAGGUGUAUUUAUUCCUCCUGCCGCGACAAAUAGCCACCGAUAUGCAAAUAUCCACACCAUCUUCCGUUUCCGGUCGGCCUGUUGCCUUGGUAACAGGGACGCGCUUCCCUCCCGGCAGUUAUGGCGGCGCUCGGGGGCGGCGCGCAGAUCCCCGAUGGCGAGUUCACGGCGGUCGUGUACAGGCUGGUCCGCGACGCCCGCUACGCCGAGGCGGUGCAGCUGCUGAGCGGGGAGCUCCAGCGGAGCCCCAAGAGCCGCGCCGGCCUCUCGCUGCUCGGCUACUGCUACUACCGCCUGCAGGAGUUCGCGCUGGCGGCCGACUGCUAUGAGCAGCUGGGCCAGCUGCACCCCGAGCUGGAGCAGUACCGCCUGUACCAGGCCCAGGCGCUCUACAAGGCCUGCCUCUACCCGGAGGCCACCCGGGUCGCCUUCCUCUUGGACAGCCCUGCCUAUCACAGCCGGGUCCUGCGCCUGCAAGCUGCCAUCAAGUACAGCGAGGGCGACCUGCCUGGGGCCAGAAGUCUGGUGGAACAGCUGCUGAGUGGGGACGGGGGAGACGACAGUGCUGGGGAGACUCAGACUGAUGGCCAGGUGAACCUGGGCUGCCUGCUCUACAAAGAGGGACAGUAUGAGGCUGCGUGUUCCAAGUUCUUUGCGGCCCUGCAAGCCUCAGGCUACCAGCCUGACCUUUCUUACAACCUAGCUUUGGCCUUUUACAACAGUAGGCAGUAUGCUGCAGCUCUGAAGCAUAUUGCAGACAUUAUUGAACAUGGCAUCUGCCAGCACCCAGAGCUGGGUGUAGGCAUGACCACAGAAGGCAUUGAUGUUCGCAGUGUGGGCAACACCGUAGUCCUUCACCAGACUGCUCUGGUGGAAGCCUUCAACCUCAAGGCAGCCAUAGAAUAUCAACUGAGAAAUUACGAGGUGGCCCAGGAAACCCUCACUGACAUGCCACCUAGAGCAGAGGAAGAGUUAGAUCCUGUGACUCUACACAACCAGGCACUAAUGAACAUGGAUGCCAAGCCAACGGAAGGGUUUGAAAAACUCCAGUUUUUGCUCCAGCAGAACCCCUUCCCUCCAGAGACCUUUGGCAACCUGUUAUUACUCUACUGUAAGUAUGAGUAUUUUGACCUAGCAGCAGAUGUCCUGGCAGAGAACGCCCACUUGACUUAUAAGUUCCUCACACCCUAUCUCUAUGACUUCUUGGAUGCCAUGAUCACUUGCCAGACAGCUCCUGAAGAGGCUUUCGUGAAGCUGGAUGGGCUAGCAGGGAUGCUGACUGAACAGCUGCGAAAACUUACUAAACAAGUACAAGAGGCAAGACACAACAGAGAUGAAGAAGCUGUCAAAAAAUCAGUGAAUGAAUAUGAUGACACUCUGGAGAAGUAUAUCCCUGUGUUGAUGGCCCAGGCAAAAAUCUACUGGAACCUUGAAAAUUACACAAUGGUGGAAAAGAUCUUCCGUAAAUCUGUGGAAUUCUGUAGUGACCACGACGUGUGGAAGCUGAACGUGGCACAUGUUCUGUUCAUGCAGGAGAACAAAUACAAAGAAGCCAUCGGUUUUUACGAACCCAUAGUCAAGAAGCAUUACGACAACAUUCUGAAUGUCAGUGCUAUUGUACUGGCAAAUCUCUGCGUUUCAUAUAUUAUGACAAGUCAAAAUGAAGAGGCUGAGGAGCUGAUGAGGAAGAUUGAAAAGGAAGAAGAGCAGCUCUCCUAUGACGACCCAGAUAAAAAAAUCUACCACCUCUGCAUUGUGAAUUUGGUGAUAGGCACACUCUAUUGUGCCAAAGGGAAUUAUGACUUUGGCAUUUCUCGAGUUAUCAAAAGCUUAGAACCGUAUGGUAAAAAACUGGGAACUGACACCUGGUAUUAUGCCAAAAGAUGCUUCCUGUCCCUAUUAGAAAACAUGUCAAAACACAUGAUAGUGCUGCGUGACAAUGUUAUUCAAGAAUGUGUGCAGUUUCUUGAGCAUUGUGAAGUUCAUGGUAGGAAUAUACCUGCCGUUAUCGAGCAACCCCUGGAAGAAGAAAGAAUGCACUCUGGGAAGAAUACAGUCACAUAUGAAUCCAGACAGCUAAAAGCCUUGAUUUAUGAGAUAAUAGGAUGGAAUAUGUAAUAAUGUCUUAGGACUUUUAUCAGUAUACUUUGUUAUAUUUAUAUGACACUGUUUUACCUGUAUUCAUUGUUGAUAUUUUUGCCUAUCUUACAUCUUGACAUUAGUAUGAUUGAAGAUUAUAGUUACAAAUAAUUUACAUAUUACAUUUCUUUGAGAAACCUCUGAAAAUGAAAUAUAACCAAAAGAAUUGAACUCUUAGGACUUAUGAAACAAUUUUAAAAACGAGAAAUCCCUGCCUAGUAGUAUGCAGUGCCUAUAUUCCUUUUAUUUUUGUAUCUUUCGUGCUUGCUAGAACCUACACAACAAGAUUAUACCAUGCAAGGACUAGAUUCUAUCAAUUUUAAAACUUGGUUAAUGAAUUGGACACCUGAAAUAACUAUUUCAAGGACUGUGUGCUCCAAAAAUUUACCCUUAAUGAUUGCAUUAAUUUUAAUGAAUAAGUUUCACAUACAUUUUAGUGUGUAUUUGGAGACCUUUCCCAUAUAGUUAUAAUAUUUUAACAAAAAUAUUCCCUGUGUUCUAAACACAUUUUUUAAAAUGUACACGCCAAUGCCAAAUAUUGUGCCAUAACAUAAUUAUGGUGCUAUCAUGUGGAGACAGUAACCAUUAAUAAAUUUCAUGGUUUGCUUUUAUCCCAUUUGUUAAUAGUUUAAAUAAUAAGCUCUUGCUGUGUACAUAAUUAAUCUUUAACUGUGACUAGUAACAGAGGUAGUCUUAAUUCUCACCCUUCUGUUUCUACUUGGGGCACAUUAAUGCUAGAGUUUGUCCAUAUUGUAACCUCCUGUAAAAAUAAAGACAAUUCUACUCUAUUCCCAGGACCUCAUCAAAGCCCCCUCCUGUUCACACAGCAGAUGGUAUAGCAGUGAUUCUAAACUUGAUCUUAUAGAUUCAUAAUGCCAGUUUCAUAAUAAAAAUCCUCUCAGUGUUCUGAGGUCUUCAUGAUAAGCCCUAUUUGUCUGUUCAGGCAUUUAAUUUUCUAUAAACUACAGGAGCUUUAUUGUUUAUUUCCUCAGCCUCUUACCCCUUCGCUGUUUAUAAAUGUAACUAUCAUUCCCAUUUGACCUGACUUCGAAAAAGUCAGUAGCUUUAGGUCAAAUUACAAGAAACUGAUGAUUUUAAAUUUUUUUUCAGCCUAUGAGAACAGUGAUAUCUAUGGUUCAACCUAGUUGCUUUCAACAAAUAGUAGGAAUUCCUGCUAUAAAAAUUUCCUGCCCUUCAAGAAGAAACCCCAGCUACAAAGUUAUUCAGCUGAACUCUUCACAAAGUAAUUCCACUAUAGCGUGACCUCCUUAGGUCUUUAGGUGCUGAAAUCCUGCAUAACUAUCAGAGUCUGACUCUUUGUGAAUACUAAUCUAAGUCACUUUUAUCUACUAUGUGAGCUACUACCAUUUAUUUCAUUGAUGGUGAUGGUCUCAGAUUUAGAGGAAAAACCUAAAGACUUUUAAGAGAUGACUUUAUAUGCCGAAUAUUGUGGAAACUUUUCCAUUUCUUUUAAGUGUUCCAUAAUCUAGGUCAAGUCUGACAAAUCCUUUACAAUCCAGAUUAGACAGUGCUCAGACCCUAUGUGCCCUCCCCCCCAACACUGGGACUUAACUGAGGUCAUGUGACCAGACUUAGAUGUAGGUGACCAUUGAAGAGUUGCUAGAAUUAAACAGGGUAUUAAAAAAAAAAAAAGUGGUAUUAUAAGCCGGUGAAUUAUAGAAGAGAGUGUUGGUGGUAUUCUGGUGAUUGUAAAUAUCUAGUUUUUGACUGAACUAUUUCUCAUUUAGCAAAUAAAGACAAACUGGCAUUCU
Messenger RNA from Erinaceus europaeus (western European hedgehog), 3948 nucleotides. Its product is annotated as intraflagellar transport protein 70B-like. Gene Ontology annotation, biological process: intraciliary transport. Bases 158 to 2155 code for a protein of 665 amino acids. The record is from RefSeq and is a predicted model, not a curated record. The transcript has a single exon. Gene Ontology annotation, molecular function: intraciliary transport particle B binding; protein binding. NCBI's taxonomy places the organism in Eukaryota, Metazoa, Chordata, Mammalia, Eulipotyphla, Erinaceidae. Gene Ontology annotation, cellular component: intraciliary transport particle B; axonemal microtubule.